CGUAUGAUGACGUGGACUACGCUGUUAUGCUAAAGCUUCUGGUACAAGCUCGCCACAGAUACCUCGUCAACGUUAGCUAUAAUUUAUAGCGUAUUUGGUCAGAAUUAGUUGUGUUGAACGUUAAACCACCUGACAACUUCACUGGGUCAAGAUGAGGCGCACCGGUUUGGGCGAAGGAGGCCCUGGCAACUAUGUGGCAAGUGGAUACAGUGUGUAUGAAGAGGAAAAUGAACACCUACAGGAGGGUCUGAGAGCGAAAGUCAACGCUUUGAAACACCUGUCUAUAGACAUCGGAACGGAAGUCAAAUAUCAGAAUACAAUGCUGGACGAUAUGGACACAGACUUUGACUCGACUGGCGGCCUGCUUGGUGCUACUAUCGGCAGAGUGAAGCAGCUGUCCAGAGGCAGUCAGACCAAACUGCUGUGCUACAUGCUGCUCUUCUGCCUUUUUGUCUUCUUUAUCCUGUACUGGUUCAUCAAGCUGAGGUGAUAGGCGGGCCCAGUUGGACUUGGCCUCCUAACUCCCCUUCAUCCCCAGCAGUUUGCCUCUCAGAUGAGUCUCAAAACUAGACCCACAUAAUGUUGUUGGGGAGAGGCAGGGAUUCUUUCUAUUUUUUUUUUUUAAGUGUCUCAGCUGUACGUGUGCCCACAUCUGAGUAUUUCAUGAAUAAAAUCCCCAAAAUGUAGUUAUGAAAGAACUCCUACUGAUGCUAUGUGACAGACAAGUAAAAUGGGUCUGAUGAUAAAUGAUCAGGUGAAGUAGGAUUUGUGUACCAUAUAUGUAUUGCUGAAGCAGACACAGACAGUAUGACUGCUUUAUCAGCCCAAUUUACCUGGAUGAGACAUAACAAUAAAUGUGUAACAACUGUAAAAGAUACUGGCAAAAUCCUUAAUGCAGUCGGGGGCACAUUAAGAGAGACGUGAUAAGUGAGGAAUUGGCAAAUCUGUCGAUGCAACGUUGUGUUAAGUUAUAAAAUGCUAAUUGAAGCAAAUCUAGUGUUUUUUGCUUUUAAGAAUGAAUGAAUGCGUUACAGCAGUUGGCAUCCUUUCAAAAAUGAAUGACGGUGUUCUUUGUUUUAUUUUGGUUGUACAUUUGUUUUGUAAAUAAACACAUUUUAUGCUCUGAA
Cyclopterus lumpus (lumpfish) is the source of this 1127-nucleotide messenger RNA. RefSeq names its product Bet1 golgi vesicular membrane trafficking protein (gene bet1). The transcript has 4 exons. Gene Ontology annotation, biological process: endoplasmic reticulum to Golgi vesicle-mediated transport; vesicle fusion with Golgi apparatus. The record is from RefSeq and is a predicted model, not a curated record. Gene Ontology annotation, molecular function: SNAP receptor activity. NCBI's taxonomy places the organism in Eukaryota, Metazoa, Chordata, Actinopteri, Perciformes, Cyclopteridae. Gene Ontology annotation, cellular component: Golgi trans cisterna; SNARE complex. The coding region runs from base 152 to 490 and encodes 112 amino acids.